Messenger RNA from Mollisia scopiformis, 1261 nucleotides. RefSeq lists its product as uncharacterized. The record is from RefSeq and is a predicted model, not a curated record. Lineage: Eukaryota; Fungi; Ascomycota; Leotiomycetes; Helotiales; Mollisiaceae. The coding region runs from base 216 to 1043 and encodes 275 amino acids. The transcript has 3 exons.
AUUGCUGACGGAGUAUGAAUUCUCGUACCGAAUCUGGGAAUACACUGUGCUGAAAACAUGGAGCAAACACCAGGAGGGAUACUGCUUGCGAUUCCCGCAGAGAUUCGGAACAGUAUUUAUCAGCUGCUCCUUGCCAGCAAUGAGCCCAUACCAGUCCGCACUCCGCGCCAAAGAACUUUCCGGGGUAUGUUAAUUUUACCAUUGUUUCGUCGGGUAUGUUCAUCUUCAUACCCGACGAUUCCGGAUGUUCUUUGGGAGCUGCUUGCCAAACAAGAUUCUCAUUUUCGAACACGAGUAGUAGUAUAUUGUACGUUAAUAAGAAGAUUCAUGACGAGGCCAUCAAGAUAUUUUUUCAGUACAAUACUUUUGUCGUUGGCAACGGCACCGAAGAAAAUGAAGCUAGCCUCAUAGGACUCAAAGCGUUGACGAAAUACGUUCCAGCGUCGUUGAUUGGAGCAAUCUCAAAACUUCAAUUCCACGUCUAUCUCCGCACAAUAGACGAUCUUUCUCAACUCCCACCUCGCCGCAGGCCAUGGGAAACCGAAUGGACAACCCUAAUAACUCCUUCCGCGGAAGUUGCAGAAGUCCUAGCUCAAUACGAAUUCUUGAACUCGGAGCCUAUACCCUUCCGCUCCGGAGUCAAUUUAUCUAUGGGAGGUCCUGCUGAAGCCCUGGAAAUACGGCAAAUUCAUCGAUGUAUCCCAAAGCACUUCGUCAACGUAACUACCGUGACAGUGGACUGGGUGGUGAGUUCAAACAAAGUACAGAUUUGGCCUGGUCGGAUCAUUCCCAGAGAAGCCACGAUCACCGUUCUGUCAAAGGCCAUUAAAUCCUUGAUGCAACUUCCAAAACUGCGGCAAAUCUGCAUGUGGGAGGAUGAGUGUGUAUAUACAGAGGGUAUCAUUGAACGGCUACUGGCCGAACAAGGUGAAAUGGGCAAAGCCAUUCAAUUUGAGCAUCUGCGGUACAAUGAAGGGAUUUCUGGACGCAUACGACGAGAAGCCGAAGAACAAAGAGAGAUCCAUUUAUUGUGGAUAGCGUAGAGACGGGUUGGAUUCUACUGAGAAUCUCGAGUACACCGCAAAUACGGCUCAUUGUUCCACUCCACCAACUCCAUCUCCCAGCCAGCUCCGCACGUCCAACCAAAGACGGCUACAGACAAAUUGGGUUACUUUGAGAGCCUCUCGCGGACUUUACGUACACCUCAUCCUUCCAUUCGAGCAACUUCAUCUCGACCUUAAGCUCCUCAUGUUGCACCAAA